UUAAUCGUGGCCAUUCCUACGUGUAGACUGGCUCGAAAUUUUUUCUUUUUCGUUUUGCUUAUAAAUAUUGUGAGAAAAAGUUGUUUGAAAGAAACCCAAAGAAAGUAAAAAAAAAAAUUGUUUGGUCUUAAAAUAUAGAGGCAAUUUUGGAGUAUUGGUAUAUUGUGGUCAUAUUCUUCGUGUAGUGUUUAUAAUUGCAAAUCGUUUCUUUGCCGAUAAUUAUCUACAAGUUGAAAAUCGGUAGUCGAAGUUCGCACACGCGUGUUUCUAAAUUUUUUUUUGCUUCUAUACGUUCGUAAAUUCGUGUUCGUCUUGAUCGGUUGCUCCAACAUAUUUUUUAUUAUUAUUUAGGUGUAAAAUUGGAACAGCGAAGUUGAGCAACUCCUACGUGACUUCUCUUUGAUGGAUGAAGUGAUUGUAUUAGAUAGUGACAACGAGCAGGACCAAUCAUCCGACAUGGAAGUAGAGACAGUAGAAUUGGAUUCCGAGCAAAUCGUUCCCAAGGACAAUGCUACUAUUGCAGAGGAGAAGAAAAAGCUUGGCAAUGACCAGUACAAAGCACAGAAUUACCAGGCUGCACUUAAGCUCUACUCCGAUGCCAUUCAAUUGUGUCCCGACUUCGCUGCUUACUAUGGCAACCGCUCUGCCUGCUACAUGAUGCUUUCUAACUAUAUCAAUGCAUUGAACGACGCCCGUCAGGCUGUGCGAUUAGAUCCAAAAUUCGAGAAGGCAUACGUACGCAUCGCCAAAUGCUGCUUGCUAAUGGGUGAUAUGGUCGGUUGCGAACAGGCUAUCAAAAAAGUGUUGGACUUGGACUCGCAAAGUAAUGCUGUUAAAUCGGAGCAACAGGGAUUGCAGCAAUUGCGUCAGCUGGAGAAGACGAUACAAACAAAUUACGAUUCCAAGGCUUUUCGCAAUGUUGUCUAUUACUUGGACAGUGCAUUGGCAAUAGCACCUGCCUGCAUUAGAUAUCGUUUGCUCAAAGCCGAAUGCCUCGCUUUUCUCGGUCGGUGUGAUGAGGCCGUUGAUAUUGCCGUAAGCGUUAUGAAGCUGGACACCACUUCGGCUGAUGCUAUAUAUGUUCGUGGUUUGUGUCUUUACUACACUGAUAAUCUUGAAAAAGGCAUAUUGCAUUUUGAACGCGCACUCCAACUUGAUCCCGAUCAUAAAAAAGCCAAAGAGAUGCGAAACAAAAGUAAAGCUCUCAAAGAGAUGAAGGAAAAUGGCAACACCCUCUUUAAGUCUGGUCGUUUUCGUGAAGCACAAACUGUAUACACAGAUGCACUAAAGAUAGAUGAGCUGAACAAGGACAUAAAUUCGAAACUUUUAUACAAUCGUGCAUUGGUAAACUCGAAAAUCGGUGCAUUGCGUGAUGCUAUCGCUGAUUGCACAAGAGUUUUGGAUAUCAAUUCACAAUAUCUGAAAGCUUUGCUUUUACGUGCGCGCUGCUAUAAUGACCUAGAGAAAUUCGAAGAGUGCGUGAAUGACUACGAAACUGCUUUGCAGUUUCAAAAAACUCCCGAAAUCAAGAAACUAUUGCGCGAUGCAAAACUGGCACUGAAGAAGUCGAAGCGUAAAGAUUACUACAAGAUCCUUGGUAUUUCUCGCAGCGCAACCGAAGACGAAAUAAAGAAGGCAUACCGAAAGAAGGCAUUAGUGCACCAUCCGGACCGGCAUGCCAAUAGUAGUGCUGAAGAACGCAAAGAAGAGGAACUGAAAUUCAAAGAAAUUGGGGAGGCCUAUGCGAUUUUGUCAGAUCAACGGAAAAAAAUGCGUUAUGAUAGCGGUCAAGAUAUAGAGGAUCAAGAGCAAGAUUUGGAUCCAAAUCAAAUGUUCCGGCAUUUCUUCCAAUUUAGCAGUGGAACAGGACCCGGGGCAUCAUUCGGAUUUGAAUUUUAAAUUUUGCAUGGACACCUCAUCACAACCACAAUCUUUUUCGUAGGAUAUUUGUCAACAAAGCAAGCGGCGGAGAUAUAUUUGUGCAAAAGUUAAAAAUGAAACCAAAACCAAAUUGUUACCGUUGCUUGUCGCAAAUUCGAAGGAAAUUUAAAACAAAAAUAAAAUUACCAACGUUUUAUGUAUUUUUAUUUAAAUAUAUAUUGAGUAUUACAAGGGUUUUGCAAUAGCGGUUAUCGAGAGAGCGAACCGAAUUAAAUUCUAGUUCAUUGUAGAAUUCCAGCUAUUAUAACUAAGCACAAUUCAUAUUCCGAUGGAAACAAGAGUUAUAGAAAAUUUUUGUAACAAAAAUUGUGGACGGUAAAUUAAAAGCAGUAAUACUGGAUACUUAACAACCAAAAUACAGUAAAGCAUUUUUGAUGCCCAAUUUAAACAUAUACAAUUUCAAUUUAUGUAUGUGAAUGUCUACUUGUUUAUAAUGUCAAUAAAAGAGUACAUCGAUGGACUUCAA
Messenger RNA from Rhagoletis pomonella (apple maggot), 2407 nucleotides. It is a transcript of the gene Tpr2, whose product is annotated as dnaJ homolog subfamily C member 7. The record is from RefSeq and is a predicted model, not a curated record. The coding region runs from base 403 to 1899 and encodes 498 amino acids. NCBI's taxonomy places the organism in Eukaryota, Metazoa, Arthropoda, Insecta, Diptera, Tephritidae. The transcript is spliced from 4 exons. Gene Ontology annotation, molecular function: protein binding.